This is a messenger RNA of Impatiens glandulifera, 2141 nucleotides long. Its product is annotated as lectin-domain containing receptor kinase VI.4-like. Gene Ontology annotation, biological process: protein phosphorylation. The transcript has a single exon. Gene Ontology annotation, cellular component: plasma membrane. Gene Ontology annotation, molecular function: ATP binding; protein kinase activity; carbohydrate binding. The coding region runs from base 1 to 2034 and encodes 677 amino acids. The record is from RefSeq and is a predicted model, not a curated record. Lineage: Eukaryota; Viridiplantae; Streptophyta; Magnoliopsida; Ericales; Balsaminaceae.
AUGGCAGCUGCACUUUACAUUCUUCUUCUCUUUCAUUUCAUUCAUCAAACCAAUUCAUUGAGUUUUUCAUACACAGGAUUCAACCAGUCGAAUCUCGAACUACAAGGAUCCGCCCAAGUUACUCAACCCUUCGGCGCCUUAAGACUCACCGACUUUUCAAAAAACGUAAUCGGCCAUGCGUUUCACCCAUCUCCAAUGAAAUUCUUCACCAAAAACUCUUCAACUUCAUCCCCAAUCAACGUUUCAUCCUUCAGCACAUACUUCAUCUUCGCCAUCGAUUCUCCAGACGCUCCACACGGCGGUUUCGGUUUCGCCUUCACUCUUUCUCCUCAAAAGGAUUUCCCCGGAGCUGAACCCGGUCAUUACAUGGGUAUCUUCAAUUCAACAAACGACGCCGAGGAUUCAAACCACAUUCUAGCCGUCGAAUUCGACACUGUUAAUGGACUCAACGAGGGUUCGGAUACAGACGGUAAUCACAUCGGGAUCAACGUCAAUGGAAUGGAUUCAAUCGCGUCUGAGCCUGUUGCGUAUCUUCCGUCCAAUGAUUCGGACAAGAAGGAGGAGUUUUCAAUGGAAUCUGGCGAUCCGAUUCAAGUAUGGAUUGAUUUCGACGGAGAUACCAAUUACCUUAACAUAACAAUCGCUCCUCUUAACGUUUCUAAGCCUAGACCUCUGAAAUCUAGAAAAGUCAAUUUACCUGGUUCACUUCUAGAGGAAAUGUAUAUUGGAUUCUCGGCGGCGACAGGGCAUAAGACGAGUUCUCAUUACAUCCUUGGAUGGAACUUUACCACAGAAGGAACCGCGCCCCCCAUUGAUAUUUCCAAUCUACCCUUCACGCCCAAAACGAAGAAACGCCGCACAGGUUUGAGUUCUACUGUGAAAGCCCUUCUCGGUGCAUUAUCUAGUUCGAUAGUUUUGUUAUUCGGAGCUCUUGCUUAUUUCAUUGUUUAUCAAAGGAGAAUGGGUGAAUUCGAUCGUUUGGAAGAUUGGGAAAUGGAUUACCCACAUAGGUUUAAGUACAAAGAUCUACAUUUAGCAACAAAAGGGUUCAACGAAACAGAGCUAAUUGGAACGGGGGGAUUCGGUUCGGUUUACAAAGGUGUUUUACCUAGUUCGGGGUCGGAGGUCGCGGUUAAGAAGAUUCGUAACGAUUCGGUUCAAGGGAUGAGGGAAUUCGUCGCGGAAAUUGAAAGUUUAGGCCGUCUAAGGCAUAAGAACUUGGUGAAUCUUCAAGGUUGGUGCAAGAGGAAGAACAAGCUAUUACUUAUCUAUGAUUAUAUCCCAAGAGGGAGUCUCUAUACUUUAUUACUCAAGCCUAGGGUUGGAUGCAUCCUUAGAUGGGAUCAACGGAUGAGAAUCAUGAAUGACGUGGCGGCGGGGCUAUUGUAUCUCCACCACGAGUGGGAGCAAGUGGUGAUUCAUCGCGACGUGAAAGCUAGCAAUGUCCUUAUUGAUCGCGACAUGGGAGCUCGCUUAGGCGAUUUUGGCCUCGCGAGGUUGUAUAGCCACGGGCAGAACUCUCACAACACGAAAGUUGUGGGGACAAUAGGGUACAUUGCUCCCGAGUUGGCGAAAACCGGGAGUUCUUCAACCAGCUCGGAUGUGUUUGCCUUUGGGGUAGUUGUACUUGAGAUUGUUUGUGGACGUGGUCCUAUCAUUUAUGAUGUGGAUCACGAUCAUAUGAUGUUGGUGGAUUGGAUAAUUGAACAUCUUCAAAGGGGCGAAACGGAUAUGAUUGAUUUUGUUGAUACUAGAUUGGGAGGAGAAUAUGACUCUGAAGAAGCGAGGAAAGUUUUGAGACUCGGCCUUGUUUGUUGUCACCCGGAUGCAAAAUCUAGGCCUAGUAUGAGACAAGUAACGCGUUACCUUGACGGAGACGAUUCGAUUCCUAGGAUCGAGGAAGAUUUGCGCUAUGCAAUCUCUAUAUAUGCUUAUGGAUCGAUGAGAAGCCAAUUAGGGUCGGCAAUUUCAACCGAUGAUAAGUCAUCUCCUCUUGAGGAUGUCUCUUUUAAUUCAUUAGAAAUUGGGAGAUAGAUAGUUUAAUGAAUGAAUUAAUCCCCUAUGUAGGUUAUUCUCUUGUAAACUAUUUGUACAUAUGUAAUAACAUUGAAGUUAUUGCUUUAAAGUUAUAUUUUAUUUAA